AACAACAGCGUAAAUCUAUUUACGCUAUUGUUGCAGUGCCAUCUUUUUUGAAAUCUACUCAGUCUCCGCUAUCCAGUAAUCUGGGUCUUAGUUCUGUAUACCUCUCCUAGAGGUCAUCAGCUUACGAAGUGGACAGCUGUGCGUGCCACGAUUAUUUCACGGAACCAAGCAAUCUCGCAUUAGUGGCGUUAGUUGGAGAACAUGGCAGCGACAUGUGAGAUGUCUGCAGAUGUAAGUGUAAUAAAUAAUUACUGAGAAUCCUACACAAGUGAAGGUGAUUCAGAUAACUGCAGUAAAAAGGAAGACACAGGUGUUGAAAUUUGUGAACCUUUGUGUAAACGUAGAAUAUGGAAACGAGACAUUAGGGCUUGGAAAAGAAGUAUCGCAAAACGUGACAGAAACCGCGAGAAAAGUUACAUUCUCUUACGAUUGGAAAUGAAGUGGAAAAGAAGAGGUUCUAGAAAGCCGACAAAUGCUGCAGACAAAGGUCAGCGGCAGCGGACGGCAGCUUCUCAGUGGUGUGGAACGUGCCUACCUUCAUGUGCCGACGCUAUUGGAGCGCAGGCAGCAACCCGUUCUCGACGCUGACCGCGGACUGGGACAUCGAGCAGAACGCGCGCGACAACUUCCGCGGGGACAAGGUGACCAUCCUGUACGACCCGGGCUGGUUCCCCGCGCUGCUCAAGGACAGCAGCGGCAAGCUGCAGCCGCGCAACGGAGGCGCUCCGCAGGCCGGAAACCUCUCCGCGCACCUCGCCGCCUUCUCAGCGGAGCUCGACCAGCUCGUCCCGGAUCAAGAGUUUGCCGGUAUUGGAGUUAUAGAUAUGGAAUCCUGGCGUCCAGUGUGGAAACAGUUGUUUGGUUCUUAUGCACCAUAUCCGGAAUUUUCUAGAAAAUUAGUGAGGUCCCAACAUCCAUUCUGGAGCAAAUCAAGCGUAGAGAAAGCGCAGGCAAGACAUGAUUUUGAAAAGGGAGCUCGCGAAUUUAUGGAGACAACACUAGAACUGGCGAGACAGCAGCGACCGUUGGCUCAGUGGGGCUAUUACGCAUACCCGUACUGCUUCAACUACAGAGAGCAGAACUGUUCACGUGAUGUGGAAAAGCAGAAUGAUGGGAUACAGUGGCUCUUCGAUGAGAGCACUGCGCUAUUUCCUUCCCUGUAUUUAAGCAAGUCAUCGAAGUCAACACCAGAACAUGUACCAUUUAUGCUUGGACGUCUAUUGGAAGCGCGAAGAGUUGCACAAAGGACACCACGCAUUGUUGGUCCUCGAAUUUAUCCUUACGUGUGGUACAGGUACCAUGACUCAACAGACUUCCUCACUCAUGAGGAUCUUUACAACUCUCUCGCAAUUCCAAAGAAUCUUGGGAUGAAUGGUGCCAUAAUUUGGGGAAGCUCAAAAGAUGUAAAUAGCAAGAAGAAAUGUGAAGAUCUGGCAAACUAUGUAAAAACUGAACUAGGUCCAACUGUAAAAAAUUUAAUGGACAUAAGUAACAUGCCAUGAAAGAAAACAGUAAUUACCCUUUACUGCUUGCCACUCAUGGUUACUUCGCAGUAACUUUUUGUUAUUUCACUGACACUGUCUGUGAUAAAAUUAAAUAUUGGUUCAUUUUAGGAACAAAAUGGAUACAUUUUCUUCUGCAGUAAAACAUUUUUGUAUAAAUACAAAGACUGUGAACCUAUGAAGCAUCAGUAAAUCUUAAAAUAUUUUGUGCUUGUAUGCAACUUGUUGUGUUUGUAUCUAUGUGUUUGUAUAUGGUGUUCUUUUAGCCUCAUAAUGAUAUACACCUUGAUUUGUACCUGAUUAGUUCUGCUCUCAUGUAAAUAAUUCAUGAUGCAGGCCAUUUUGUAAUAAAUA
Messenger RNA from Schistocerca nitens (vagrant locust), 1856 nucleotides. Its product is annotated as hyaluronidase-like. The record is from RefSeq and is a predicted model, not a curated record. Gene Ontology annotation, molecular function: hyalurononglucosaminidase activity. The transcript has 6 exons. Bases 540 to 1502 code for a protein of 320 amino acids. Lineage: Eukaryota; Metazoa; Arthropoda; Insecta; Orthoptera; Acrididae. Gene Ontology annotation, biological process: defense response; hyaluronan catabolic process; carbohydrate metabolic process.